AUGCCGUCGAACCUCGAUCCCUCGUCAUUCGGCAUGUCUCUUCGAGCGCUGUCGCCCACCGCAAACAUGCAAGCACCGAAUUCGAGCUCGCUGAAACCACCGGUUUCUGACCCCCCAUCCCCAUCAUCCGACGGCGGGGCAAAGUCGUCGAGAAGCUCACCGGCCCAAAACAGUUCCCUCGAAUUUUGUCAACACGAAGACGACGCAGCGGCUUCCCGCCCGACCGAAGCCUCCGCGCAGACUAGCUUCGAGACUUUUGCCAGCCUGAGUGCCCAGGGCGCGUUCUCUCUGAACCCGUUCCUGGGCAGCCAGCUUGGUCCCGCGAUUGGCCCGUCCCUCUUUGCCUCGCUGGGCACAACAGAGGACAUACAUCAUUUCGUGUUCCGAAGCGUGACGCAGAUGAUGGGGGACCAGCUGACGGCCGAAAGCAUUGUGCGAUACUACUUCGGGACGGUUAACACGUGGUUCACCAUCGUCGAGAGGUCCGGGUUCGAGCCGCGGUUCGGGCAAAUGUGGACAGAACCAUCAGCAGAAACUGGACUGCUGGCAUUGUCAAUGCUCCUGAUCGUCCGGGCACCGGAGGACACGCCGGGGGUGUCGAUGCAAAACAGCCUUUACCAUUCCAUAAAGACACUCUGCGGUCUCGUCGCCGCCAAGGAGCCCAUGUCCAUACCCCUCCUCCAGGCGAACCUCCUGGUGUGCCUGUACGAACUCUGCCACUUCAUGCCACAGCAAGCCUACAUGACAUUGGGAUCAUGUGUCACCAUCAGCCGCGCAUUCGGCUGGCUCAGUGAAUCCUUCUGGAGACAAGAUCAGUGGAUCGUUCGGCCAAGGGUGCUGAAGGCCUAUUCUAUCAUCUGGUGGUCUAUGAUGUUUUUGGAGAGUGGCAUCCAGGCCGAGGAGCUCGGGUUCCCGCGCAGCGUCCCGGUACUUGACUUCCAAGUCCCGUUCCCGGAACACCUCGACCCAUUCCUUCCCCUGUCGCAGAACCAGCAGUACGGCGGCUCCACACAGCGGCAAGUGUUCAGGUUCGCGGACGACGGGGAUGACAAGAUUGACACCAUUGUCUUCCCCGAGGCCAAGUCGACCUCGAUGCUCCUCCAAGUACUGCAAAGAACAUCGGGCCAAGCCGGUAUGACGGGGGCCUCCCGCGAGAGUUUGACAAAUGCGAUGAUGGACCAUGCCCGUCACAUCGUCUCCACACCCUGGAAGGACUCCAGCCGAUUUGCCGCUCUGAGUCUCACAUAUACCGCGAUCCUCAAGCUCAAUCACCCGUAUGUCGGGAUUGCAAGCCCUGGAACCACACACGACGCCAUGGACAGAGCCGCGAUCCAGACCACACUCCCUGUCAUCGAGUCAAUCUGCCAUAGUGCAAGGCUCAUGAGCUCAUCGGGCAGCCUGUCGUUCUUGGGUCCUUUGGUGCCCCCAAUGGCGUACAGCGUGUUCCUAGGUGCCAUGAUCCUCAUCAGGCUGGGCGAUGUAGUCAUGCACGACCCGGAGUGGCCAAGCAAGGUCCAGUUGCUUCGAGGCUGCCUCGAAGUAUUCGCGAAACGAUGGAAGAUUGCCGAGAAGCAUUUGCAGGCCUUGAACGCGGCUUUCCAAACUCACCUCAACCAGCUGCACCCUCGAUGA
This is a messenger RNA of Diaporthe citri, 1632 nucleotides long. RefSeq lists its product as uncharacterized. Gene Ontology annotation, biological process: DNA-templated transcription. The transcript is spliced from 6 exons. The record is from RefSeq and is a predicted model, not a curated record. Gene Ontology annotation, molecular function: DNA binding; zinc ion binding. Bases 1 to 1632 code for a protein of 543 amino acids. Lineage: Eukaryota; Fungi; Ascomycota; Sordariomycetes; Diaporthales; Diaporthaceae.